Ostertagia ostertagi is the source of this 858-nucleotide messenger RNA. NCBI's taxonomy places the organism in Eukaryota, Metazoa, Nematoda, Chromadorea, Rhabditida, Trichostrongylidae. The record is from the annotation of a GenBank genome assembly.
AUGUUCAGGAUGUGGAUGAGGAAGCUCGUAGACGGCAUUUUGAGAAAGGAGGAAGCCGCUCUCCGUCGUCUUCGAGAAGACAGCGGUAGUCCAAAUCCUCAUCAACCUCUUGGUCAACGAGAUGGCGAUGGUGACAGCUCGAGCAGCAGCGUAGAAGAAAGCGAAGAUGAAGAAGAUGGGAAGUCCUUAGAUGGGAAAUCAAUCGGUGAUGAUGAAGAAGACACGAAAACUCCUAAAAGUGACGCCCCUCCCUCCAAUACAACACACGAAGAUCGCUGGAGAAGUGUUGAUGUCACAUCACAGUCAACUCCUAUGAGUGUUUCCUCUCCUGUUACGUUACGUGGUGCAUCAUCUAGUGCAUCGUUACCGGCUGUGCCACGUCCAGAGUUGAAUUCUAGGCUCAAUGGAGUUUUUGGAGUGGAUGACGAAGAGGAAGAGGGCGGCCGUAACAAGUUACGACCGUUCGAAAUUACGCAAGAGGAUCGGAUGGAGACUCUGACGACCGAUGAAAAGAAACGCAUGGUCAAAGAUCUCAUCAAUAAUAUACCGACUACGAAAGAGGAAUUGUUUGCUCAUACAAUUGAUUGGCGAUAUGUCGACCGACCAUUGAUCGAACAACGUGUUCGGCCGUGGGUAGCGAAGAAAAUUAUGGAAUUUUUGGGUGAGGAAGAAGGAGCGCUCGUGGAUUUCGUCUGUGAGAAGGUAGCCAACAAAACUUCGCCGGAUCGUAUUUUAGGUGAUAUUGCAAUGAUUCUUGACGAAGAUGCUGAAGUGUUUGUGGUUAAGAUGUGGAGACUUCUGAUUUAUGAGAGUGAAGCGAAGAAGUUGGGUCUCGUUGUACCACGGAGUACCCAAUAA